This is a messenger RNA of Cataglyphis hispanica, 4163 nucleotides long. RefSeq names its product nibrin-like. Bases 191 to 2476 code for a protein of 761 amino acids. Gene Ontology annotation, biological process: double-strand break repair via homologous recombination; mitotic G2 DNA damage checkpoint signaling. Gene Ontology annotation, molecular function: protein binding; damaged DNA binding. Lineage: Eukaryota; Metazoa; Arthropoda; Insecta; Hymenoptera; Formicidae. Gene Ontology annotation, cellular component: Mre11 complex. The record is from RefSeq and is a predicted model, not a curated record. The transcript has 10 exons.
UAGUCUGAUACGGGCUUUAUAGAUUUUCAGUAUUGGCUGUGAAUUUCUGAUCACAGCUUUACGCUACAAAUGGCGCAGAAGUUCGAUAAUUCUAACAAAAAUCGGAUAUUGAUAUAUUGGAUCUUCAACAAAUCAUUUUUACAUAAUUGAAUUAUAUUCAUUGAAUUAUUCCACAUCUGUGAUAUUCGACAUGUGGUGUCUUAAAGGACAUGAAGGUCUUUUCAUUUAUAUUUUACCAAACCAGAAGAUAUCCUUUGGUAAAUCACAGAGUGAUAUCAAGCUGGAAGGAGAUGUCACAGUUAGUGAAUUUCAUGCAGUGAUUUCUGUGGAAUCAACAAAAGAAACCAAUACACAAUAUAAGUGUGUUAUCAGUAAUGUAUCUAAAUAUGGAACAGUUGUUAUAAGAGAUAAAGAGAAGCAGAAACUAUACGCAAAUGAUAAAUUUAUUUUGAGAUCUGGCGAUAUAGUGCAAUUUGGUCAGAAAUAUACUUUUGUUGUAUCGUGCUAUUUAUUUGUGAUUGUGAGAUCUGGUUUAAAUGAAGAGGAUACUGAAAGAUUAAGGAAUAUUACAGAUUAUUUGGGAGGAAUAUUAUCUGAAACGUGGGACAAUUCUUGUACACAUUUAACAGUAGCUGAAAGUGUUUUAUUUACCACAAAAUUAGCUUGUGCAUUAGCCUCUGCCAAGUCUAUUGUCACAAUUAUGUAUUGGGAAGCAGUAAACAUAGCUAUCAAAGAAUCUAAAGAAUUACCAAAAAUUGAAGAUUUUCUUCCAAAGGUAAAAGAGGAAUGGCUGAAAGUUAAUUCGAGAUCGUUUCUACCAAACGAAAAACGUAAAACAUUAUUCAAAGGCUUGUCAUUUGUACAUUUUUGUGCAAAGCAAUACUUUACAUAUGCACAAUUAAUUACUGCAGCAGGUGGUAAAUCAUGUGUGUAUCCUACGAAGAGACCUUUAAGUCCUCGAGAUCUCACUGCAAGAAAUGCUAUUGUUAUACAGCAACCUGCUAAUGAUUCCUCGCAAUUAACUCAAGUUAUUGUAGUUGAUUACCCAAUAAUUUAUUCCAAAUUACAAGCUGUCAAACGAAGAAUGGUUUCUGAUACAGAAAUUCCACUUGCAAUUCUAUAUUGCACUACAACAAUGUAUUGUAAUCCGAAAUUCGAUUUUGCUACAUUUGUAAAAUUAAAGGCGCAAAUGUUUUCUCCAUCUGAUACGUUAAUAGCCGAGGAUACACAAGACGUUGAUAAUGCUGCUAAGAGACAAAUCAAAAGUAAUAUUAUACCUGAAAGUAAUAUUAUACCUUGCGAUUCUCAAAAUAAUAAAAACAUCUCUAAAGAAACUUACUUUUCUAAUGAGAAUGAACAGAAAGGUACAUAUAACACUAGCAAGAGUAAUAUGAUGAAAGAUAAACAGAAUGUCAAUAAUAAAGAAAGCAAACGCAAAAUAAUUCCCGAGACUUGCGAUUCUCAGAACAAUGAACACAUUUUGAAAAAAACUCGUUUUUCUGACAAAAAUGAGCAAAGUAAUAUCAGCAUUAGCAAAGACAAUAGUAGAAUAAAAAUUCAAAAUAAUGAAAAUAAUAUAUGUUCUUUUAACGAAAACCAACAAAAUAAUAUUUGUAACGAGAGUAAUAUUGUGAACAAUAUUUUUUAUAAUUCAAUAGUUUCUAGAAAAGUCAAUAAACAACAUCAAAUUAUUCCUCAAAGCUGCUCUUUUUUAGAAGAAAGUGUGAAUAACAUUUUUUCUGGCAAAAGCAAUAAUAAACAAGCGCAGAUUAUUUUCGAGACUAGUGAAUCUAAUGAAAAAAAUAUUCUAAACAAUGUUUCUAUAGAGAAAGAAGAAAAUGUUGAAUUGCAAGAAAAGGAAGUUUUUGUAAAAAAUAAUUCGAUUCUUGCAAAAAAUCAUAAAAGAAAAGAUAUCUUAGAAGAAAAUAAAUAUGAAAAGCAACAAGUGGGAAAUGUGUUUAGAAACAAAGAUAAUAGUUCGACUUUUGAAAAUAAUAAUUUGGAUCGUAAAGAAAAUUUAUUUGUUGAAAAGGAUAGUUUAAAUGACAUUAAUGGUAAAUUUGAAAGUGCAAGAUGGAGAAGUUCUAAAAAUUCGGAACAUCCGCGAAUUGUGUCGAUAGAGGAAAUUAGUAACAAUGAGAUGUAUAUACAGCAAGGAAAAGAAAAAAGGAUAUUGGGAAAGCAUUGCUUUACAGUUGAAGAAUCGCAGAAAUCAUUGAAAGAACAAAAAUUAGAAUCAGUCUGUAAAUCUGACAGAAAUCAAGAUUAUAAAGAAGUAAAAGAAAAUGAAAUACAAAAGAACGAUAAGAAAAAGGAAGAAUCUCAAAGAACAGGAGCUAUCUGGUAUGAAAGAUAUUUAAACCAAGAAUUUACGAAUGAGAUACUGCGGAAAGAUAUACCUUGUGGCAAAAAAUUCAUAAAGAAAUCCAUUACGAUCCCUAAGAAGAUAUUGAAAGCGGACGACUUCGUCUUGUGAUUCACGUAUGUAAUUUUACUAUAAAAAAAAGAAUUUAAUAUUGUAAAGGUUAAAAUAAUUUUAUGUAUGUAUGCGUAUGUGCGCGCGCGCGCGUGUGUGUGUGUAUGUGUGUAAGGACGUUUUGUUAAAAAUAUUAUCAAGUUUUUAAAAAUAAUUAAAAAUAAAGUAUUAUAUUUAAAAAAUUUAUUUUAAUUUUUGAUUAGAAAUAUUUUUACUUUCAAAAAUUUGUAUCUAAUAAAAGCAGAUUAUGUAAAUAAUAAAAAUAUUUGAACAUAUCCAAAAAUAAUAUAAAUAAUUUAAAAAUUUAAUUUAUUACUUUAAAAAAAAAGAAUUUAAAUUUGAUUUAUAUUUGAUGUGCAGAAUUCUCAAUUUAAUUAAAACUUGAAAUGGAUAUUUAUGCGCGCAUAUACACGGUGUCUAUAAAGUCUGUCUCCAUCCUCUAUAUUUCGGAAACUGCUCAAAAUUAUGAAAAAUUGCGAAAUGUGUGUCCGAUUAUUUUGAGGGGCUACUCUUUUAAGGAGAUUGCGGUUUUUUUUAAAGGUUACACAAAGAAACUAUUCAAUUCAAAAUGAAGAAUUUUUUUUAUGGAAUUAAAUCUGAAUUUUUUUAUUAAAAAGACGACACUUUUGCAUCUGGGACGUUUUUUUAAGGAUUUUCUAAAUGGAAGUAACGUUUUUGAAAAUUGACCUUUUCGAACUUUGACUUUAAAUAACUCCUGAACGGGUUAACGUAUCAACCUCUGGUUUGGAUCAAAAUAAUUUUUUUUUAUGCUCUUUCAAACGGUAUACAAUAUGGGGGAUAUCAUUUGAAAUUUCUAUGUUAGGGUCCUCCUAGAGCAUCUUCUUGAGAGGACAAUCCCCAUUUUCCUUAAAAGAAUAGCCCGAAUGAUUGAAAUAUAUUUGAAUAUAUUUCGCGGUUAGUAAACGAAUUUCUUUUUCAAUUUUGAGCCAUUUGCGAAAUAUAGGAAACAGGAUGGACUCUAUGAACACUUUAUAUAUGUAACGAACAUCUAUUAAAUAAUGAUUCCUAAUUAUUUCAAACAAUUUAUAAAAAUAUCAUAAACAUCAUAUACGUUCUUACCUUCAAACCAGCACAAAAAGUUCAUUAAAUCACAUCACAUAAAAAUUAUAUAGCAUAAUAUAGGAUUUCAAAACUAGAAAAUUUUUUCAUAAUUUAUAGUAAAUUUUUUUAUAGAUAUAAAUGAAUAAUGUAUAUAAAUAAGUAUACAUAUUUUAAUAUAUUAGUUAUAAUAUUGUCAACAAUAUAUGUUAUAUAUUUUUUUCUAUGAUAUCUUUAUGCAUAAUGUCUAAUACGAAAUUACAAUUAAAAUUUUAUAGAAUCAUAUAUUAACUUUACUUUAUUUAUAAAAAGUUUUGGGACAAAAAGUUAUCUUGAUUGUGUAAGCUACAACUUCUUGUAAUUUUUGUAAAAUAAAGAUAUGUAUUUUUACAUAAAACAAUAUUUGAUUUUAUUGAUCAAUCAUCUACUUAAGGAAUAAUUUUUUUAUUGCGGUGAAAUUAUUUUGAUACUUUUUUAAAUUAAAUUAAUUAUUGUCACGGCGAAUGGCGAUAAGGGAAUUCGAACAACGGAUCUAUAUUGUAUAAAUUCUGACGUAUAUUCUGGCUAUAUAUAUCUAUAUAGCUAUAUAUAUCAUAUCUGUAAUUAUAUGUACAUGAUUUAUAUAUUA